AUGAAACAACGAAACUUUUCUCUAAGAAUAAGCUCGUAAGCCCGGAAACAUGCAGCGAGGUCUAGGAUUUGGUCAUGAGUAUAGAAUAAAUAAAUAAAAACAUUAAUAAAUAAGCGACCCAAAGAAAAUUAAAGGUCAGUGAAAGGUAUAAGCGCACGCGCAAAUUUUUAAUUAACUUGCGUCAUCUAUAUAGAUUUGACGUAAUAGGCCGACGUAAGGAGGACGCCUUAAUUAUUAGCUUUAGAAUUCAUGGGCCAGUUCUUCGAAAGGCGUUUAACUUUAGCAGCCAUCUAGCGUAUAAAUUCCCAAUCAAGCAGUAUUAGCUAACCAGUCGGUAAAAUUGCGUUGCACCAAGCCGGUUAGAACUAGGUUUAACUAUAUAACUGCAGGUUAAAAUAGAGGCUGAUUAGAGGAGAGGUUUUAUACGAUAACCAGUAUUUAAACUGGUUUCCCAAUCCCGCGCAACUGUCAGCAAACUCGAAUAGUCAUUCUCCUUCUCCAUUAGUAGAGAGAUUAUAGGCUACAUUAUUUUAAACAAGUUGCCUUAUUGUAUAUAGUUUGUGUAUAUGCUCGGUCCCGUUUGGUUGGAUAUCUAUUUCACUUUAUAGCACAUCUUCUCGUCUCUUAGAUGUAUUUUUUUAAGCUCCGUGUGUGUGUUUUUGUUGUACGACCUUUUAUUUCUUCAUAUUUCUUUCAGGAAUCUACAUUCUGACAAAUCUCAGAGCUCUAACAAGGUGAGAACAAGAUCUGUUUUUCUUUAAUUUUCUGUUACAAAAAUGGACAGAGUGGUAUAAAUUUAAUGAACAAUUCUUGUACUAUUUACAGGAUAGAACCUUGUCUUGGAAGUCUGGGAUAUCUGAUGACGACGAGUGUGAAAAAUUCCUGAGGUAUAGCGAGAUAUCUUUUCUUUCACUUUAUAGCAUAGAUCUUGUCGCUUGUAAGGUGUACAUUUUUUUAAGUUCCUUGUGUCUUUUUGUUGUACUGAUUCCUUAUAUUUCUUUUUAAUUCGCACAGGAAUCUACAUCCUGAAAAACCUAAGAGCCUUCAUAAGGUGAGAAGAAGAUCUGAUCAUUUUCUAUUAUCGCGUCGCUAUUGAAUUAUUUGCUUUAAUUAAGUCACGGUGUAGCCUGCCUCGCAGAGGCUAGUACGUCCAGCUUGAAAAUUAAAGAUUUAACUUGAAUAAACCAUUGUUUUAGCUUUGGUUAUUGGAUGACGACGAGUUUGAAAAAUUCCUGGGGUUAUCUGAUGACGAGUUGGUAAAAUCGCCGAGGUAAAAUUGUUAUUUGGCUGGCCAUACAUUAUAUAGACUUUGUGUUACUUUAGUCUUUGGGAGAUUACCUUGCUUGUCUGUAAUUAAACCUGACAUCCAGUCGAUGUAAAUAUUUUAGGAAUAUACCAAUGGUCUGAUUUCUCCAUAUAGUCUUUUUAUAUCGUCCCAUUUAUUUGUAAAUAGUUUCUGCUUUUCAUUCCUAAUUGUUUUUAUGUAUGUAUUAAUACCCGCACCGAUGUUUCUUCGCGAAUUUGGGGAAACUAGAAAUCGUUCCUGGAGAAAACUUGGGUGGAUAUGUCCACUCAGUGUAGUCCGUGGCGUCACAGAAUACUAUACAGAAGUCCAUCUCCAUUGUUUUUUUCGUAAAGCGCUAUUCGUCAUGAUUCGUCACUCAGCAAGUAUACCGUAAACAGAAGCAGUCACCCCCUGGAAAUAUUCAAAAUGGCACACGUCCAGGAGGUGACUGCUUCUGUUUACGGUAUACUUGCUGAGUGACGAAUCACGACGAAUAGCGCUUUACGCAAAAAAACAAUGGAGAUAGACUUCUGUAUACAGUGGCGUAGCUAGCGAAAUUCGACAGGUCCUGCUCUAAAACGCAAACAUUCUAGGGGGGUUCGGGGGCAUGCUUCCCCGAAAAAUUUUUAAUUUUAGAAGUCUGGAAUGGCCAUUUCCUGCGAUUUCACGGCAAAAUACUCCAAAGGCAGCAUAAAAAAAUUAGAUACUUUUCUAGAAAAAAAUUUGUCACUUUUUGAAAUCAUAUUUCCAUAUUUAUCAUAUUUCACUAUAUAUUUUUCAACUUAAAAAUUUAGCUAAAUAUAGUCAAGUCAGUGUAAGAGGAAAAUAUCAUGUUUUCAAUACCAACUACGGACCACUACGCUUGGUACUCUGAUUGUAUAAUGCCAUACGCUAUGCAUCUGGCUAUGGUAUUUAAAUAUAAUAAAAUUGCCGUAGCGUUUAAAGUAAAUAUAGUGUAUUAAAAUGCGGCCAAAUAUCUACAUAAAUAACAUAAACUUUGUAAAUCUAAAUGUUAGCUAUAUCAUUUUUAAACUCCAUAUAAGCGCUCGUGUUUCAUGUCUCGUUUCAUGCAAUGGCAGCAAUGCAUAAAGCAGAUGAACUGCCAAAUAUAAAUACGUUCAUACUUUAUAUCAAAAUACGACACAAAAUACAUGAUCGAGUAUGUUGACGUGCAUUUCGUGAGCUAAAAUAUCUUAGCAGAAGCCAGAAAUUAUAUCCAAAUCACAAUGGGCUUUCACGCUGAUUGAUUUCCAUAUUCAUCACUUGAGUAAUCUUGACAAAGUUAGUAAAAAGUGGGUUUAAUCACGCGGAAAGCUCGCAAGUAAAGACAAUACAAGGCCAAGUCCUGCCAUUUCGAGAGAGCAGGACUUCGCAUUUGUAAACAGCCGGUUUGAGCAUGCGCAGAUCUAAUUAUCCAAUCAGAAAGCAAGAUUUCUUGUAUGAAUUUACUAUGAAAUAUACUAGCAAGUCCUGCCAUUUGAAAAUGGCAGGACUGAAACACGAGCUCGUGUAAAUCAAUAUAUUGCCCGGAAAUGAGCUUUUAUAGAGUUGCAGUUGCUAGGUAACAGACACGGCAAGCUGUAAAAUUGCGUAAAUGUAAUAGAAUACGGAAAACUUUUAAAAAAUAAUAACGAAAAAGACGAGAAAAUUAUACAAAAUAACAGUAUGAUAAUAAUAUAUUUUUAAAGCUUCAAGGUAAAUAAACUAAUGUUUUAGUAAGAAAAUUUGGGGAAAUUUUUAGUCCUGCUGGGCAGGACAAGCAGGACCGCUAGCUACGCCACUGUCUGUAUAGUAUUCUGUGGUGGCGUCAGCACUGCAGGAUGUUUGAAUUAAUUAACCUUCCAAUUAUGCCGGCCAUUGUUUCGUCACAUCAUAUAGUCGCUAUACGUUGGAACUAGCCGGGCGUUGUUAUAUCUGACAAAAAUAGGGCCCACCGCGGCCCAUGGGUAUAGCUUAUAAUAAUUUUAUCUCAUAUUUUAUAAACUAUUUUCAUAGUAAUGGCGGUGUCCGUCAUUCUGUCGAAUACGAAAUUGUUCGUCGCUCGUUCGAAGCUGAAGCUCGGGACAAUUUUGAGGUGAGAGAAAAAUUAUAUUAAUUUUUCUGUUAAUGUAUAAGUUGGAAAAUGCCAACAACCAGGAAAAAUAGCGCGAGAGAUGCAUUUACACAGCGUAAUUUAGUGUAAUUUAUUUUCAUUUCCAGUCUGAACAGACCUUUCAAACUGGCUCGCCCGGAGAAUGGUAAGAUUUAAAACCUUUUUUUUUUGUCCAACCUUUUCAAACGCGUAUUGCAGAAUGCAAAUACAAAGCAAAAUGCAGCAUUAUAUGAUAGGUUCCUUAGCGGUCUCUAUAGCCAGCAAGUGACGAACUCUUGCUUGAAAGCAUGGCUGACUUCCAUAUACUGUUUUUACACGUGUACAAAAAUCGAUUCACAGGGUAUGGCACACCGGGCCAGUCAGGUUUUCCGCCCUCUUAAGUUGGCCACGGUAUAUUUCAGCUAAACGCAAAACAAGAUCCAAUAUACCUUUCCCCUUAUGAGUGAAAUUUUGAUCUAGAUAUGCCUGGACAAAAAUUUCAUCACAGCUUGAAAGAGCAUCACAAAAUUAGUAAUAUUCCGAAGUUUCGUUGCGAAAUGCUGUAAAAUGCGGAUAAUAUAGCCUUGCGAAGUUUGCCUUUUUUCAGUCAUUUUGCAUUACAAACGGGAAAUUGAUAAUCAGAUGAUCAAACUGAUUAUAAAUUUCCCAUUUGUAAUACAAAAUGACUGAAAAACGGCAAACUACGCAAGGCUAUAUUAUCCGCAUUUUACAACAUUUCGCAACGAAACUUCGGAAUAUUACUAAUUUUGUGAUGCUCUUUCAAGCUGUGAUGAAAUUUUUGGCUAGACUUGUCUAGAUCAAAAUUUCACUCGAAAGGGAAAGGUCUAUAAUUGCCACACACGAAACGUGGGAAUUAGGGGUUUGGGCUUGCAAAUUAGAAGAUCCUGCGUAUAUGAUGGCAUGCAUGUUCCACCAGAAUAAUUUGAAAAGUUUAAGGCUCCAAAAUGCCACAUAAUAGAGACCUUACGAUUUUAGGACGGCAACCGCGACGGCAACGGCUAUACCAAUACAAUAGAUCAUUGAAAAGAAUUGAGUAAUUACAAUAAAUGAAUAAUUUAGACAUUGUCCUCGCUCUGUUUACAACGCCGAAUCACAUAUUUUCACGUGUUGAUACAACGGCUGCAUUCCAAGCCACAACAAGUGCAACUUCAAACCAGGUUCAGCAGAACUCUUCCCAACUAUAGAACCCAUGUAUUCAACUUCUAAGACUGUAUUAAAUUCAUACGAUUGAUAAUAUACGACGAACUAUCGACUACCAUUUAUUUGAAGGAGUUUGUUUUGGCCGUCGGCGUUGCUGUUGCCGUCCCAAAAUCGUAAGGUCUCUAUUGAAGAUUUUGGACGCCAAAUAUGUUACAAAAACAUUGACUUUGGUCAGAGUAGAAUCGCCGAAUUAGCACAGUCGAACUACCUGGUAAAUGGCGUUGGGAAUUGAUCCCGCUUUAUGAACAAGACUUAUAUUCUCAGGGCGGCUUAAUCCCCUGUAAAAAUUGUUACGGGUGGUAAAGGCCACUAGUUUAUCAAAAUACUUCAUUGACCGCAAAAUUGGUCGUUUUGUUCACUUUGCCUUUUAGGCAACCAUCAUGAAUCAUCAUAUUUCAAUCUUACUCUUAUUGUUUUCGGGGUGGGAAUAUAGCCCUUAUCACCAUUUUUGGUUGAUUGGGGGUGGGAGCUAUAGCCCCCUUAGCGCCGUGAUUUGCUGCCCUUCAACUGACUGCAACACCGCUAACUGUUGUUGAAAAUGCAGUAUAUAGUCCUUUUUGCGUGAUGUGCAUCUGCAUCGUUUCUUUUGUGUUCUUGCAUGUAAUCCCUCAUGACCAUCAAUUUCACUCUGGAAGCUGCGGAACAUAUAAUAUAGUUUCGUGUCUAAAAUUUUAAAGUUCAUAAUUUUUACAUGCAUAAUAAAAAGCUAUAGUGUCACUGCAGCGCUUGUUAGAACAAUUUAAGACGCUCGAGUACGCAGGAUGUUUGGGGACAAAAACUCAAAAACGUGUAGUGAGUCACUUGAACUAUCCCAUGCAACGUCCAUGCAUGAUCAAAACAGAGCAAAAAUUGUCUGGGACUUUUUGUUCAAAAGAUGCUAAUUCUGAACGAUUUGUAAUUUUGUGAAAAACCUUUGAAUAAUCCUUCGUUUUGAGUUUAUUAAUAAUACAAAUAGUACUAGUCCAAAAAAUUAGCGAUGAAGCAAUGUUUUUUUAAAUUUUUUAAAACAUGCAUACAAUGUCAAGUGAGCUUUCAUUAAAACAUUUUCUAUCUAUAGGCUACUAUUAUAAUAUGCUUGUGUGAUGUUACCCUGAAUGUAUAUCCACACCGGGCAGGCUUGAAAAAUAUGCCUGGCCACGAUGGGAAUCGAACCUACAACCUUUGGAAUACUAGCCCAACGCUCUGCCAACUGAGCUACGCGGUCAGGUCGGUUUGAGUAUGCGAUAUUUCGGAACUCAGUCUAGUUCCUUCGAUAUCAGUGUAAUCUAAUAUUCAUGAUAUUUGCUGUGUUGGUGUAAUGUAUACUCAGGUGAAUAAGAUGCUUGUGUGAUGUUACUCUGAGUGUAUAUCCACACCGGGCAGGCUUGAAAAAUAUGCCUGGCCACGGUGGGAAUCGAACCUUCGACCUUUGAAUAUAAAAAAGUUUUAUUAAAAAUUUUAAAAGUCGUUUAGAAAUACACAUACUUUCACGUUAAACUUUCUACAAAAUUGAAGUCAUUAAAUACAAAAUUAUCACAGAUUCGUAGCAAACACCUUGUUGAUUCUUAGCAAAAGUAAGAAACUAAACAAAAUAUAAUCCGUCUAUUAGGCUGUUUAUACAGCUAGCGCUCAGAAACUGACGGUGAACAGCAGCAUUCAAUUAGUUUCAUUUUUAGAGGUUUUAUAUAUUUUCAUAUUAAAUUAAAUUGGAAAUAUGACAAAAUUAAAAAACGUCAAAAUAACAUUGCCACAAAUGGCCACUCGAUUUUGGUAGACGAAACUCGAAAGCCCGUUUUGCUCCCACGUGCAAUCAUCACUAGUCAGUGACAUUUUUAUAUCAGGGGAAUCUUGCGAAUUAUACACGAGGUAUUUUUGCAACUUUAUUUACAUUUUGCUCAGUGCUCAUUAUUUUCAUCAGUGACCUUUCCUGAAAUUUUGACCACAAAUAUUAAUUUUGGUAAAAAUUUAUAUAUUUCAAUUUUUAAAAAAAUCUUUCGAGUGCAUGAAAUCUUGUAAUAAAAUUUUCGCAUUUUAAAAAAUUGCGCACAAAAUAUUUUCAUCAACGUACAAUUGCAGAACAUCAUUUUCUAUUACAGUACAUCAAAUAAAAAAGAUUGGUCACCUAUCUCGCUUUUGAGAUAAAAUUUAGGUACAAACAAAUUUAUGAUUGAUUUAAAAUAAGCAUGUUUAUACUUUCGCCAUGCUGCUGUGCAUGGCAACAGUGACAUUGUGAAAACUGAGUUCUAUAAAUAUUCCACAUAUGUUAGAUAUUGGCUUCAAGUAGAAACGAAUGCAAGUUCAACAUCAAUACUGUAGGUUGCGCGUAUUUCUCCGACAUCUGAGAUAUCGAGGAAAUCGGCUUAUGUACGUAUAGGAAUGAGGGAUCCUCCAUUAGAUAAUUUUUCCAAAUUAUUCUUGUUCAUUUACAUUCGUCAGUUUAUGGGGUGAAUAGGUUUUCGGAUCGUCGGAUUCCGCCGAAAAGAUGUUUGGAUUUUGGAUCUGGCGAAUGUUUUACACGGAUUUUCGGAUCUUAUUAAUACAGCGGAUAGCGGAUUUAUGUAAUAUUUUGGCUCAGAUUGUGGAUUUUGCUUGCAAUUUAGUUCGGAUCCUGGAUUGUGACUUCAUAGUAGAACUUUUAGCGGAUCCAAAUUUAGACAAGACCAUGUCAGAUCGGCGGAUUUUGCUUCAAAUUUGGGCGGAUCGGCGGAUUUGUAUACCCCUAUUCAUCCCCCCGUUUAUAUGACAAAAAAAUUCGUUGCUUUGUAUAGCGGUCCCCAAUCCAUGCGAUCUGAUUAUUGUGUUUCAUCUCAAGAAUCCGAACACACGAUUGGUAAUCAGGUGAGGCUUUUUAAUUAUUUCAUGCGCAAACGUGUGCAUUCGUGUACAUAGAUAUAUUAAAAUUAAAUAGACUUGUUUUUAUGUUUCUUUAUUUGACAUGUAAAAAACUAUCUUUGUAGGUUGAAUCUUUGGUAUCCAUCGGGAGUGUGACAUUGGAGGAGAGGUGAGAGAUACUACUUCAAAUGUGAUAAAUACAGACACAUCAACAUCGACAAGCUCAAUCUAAACAAAAGUGCUGGCUACCCCAUUCCCCAUACUUAAAAAUUUGGUUACUUUUUAUACCUACGUUAGCUCAAAAAGAAAUAUUUUUAUUCUCCUCUAUAUUACAGGAGUAAUCAGUCUUUUUCGACUGGCCUAUAUCAAGGCUCUCAAACGUCUGAAAACAAGGUAGGAAAUGAUACACUGCAGAGUAACUAUGAUAAUUUAGAACAAUGAAAAGAUUUAAGAACGAAUCAAUUCCAGAAAGUAGGGGAAAUGUAGGAGGUGCAGACAAAGCCGGCCACAGCUGACGCGAUUUAUCCCGAGCCAACCCGUUCCAAGCGUAAACCCGUGGCGAGGGUACUAAUUCUGCACGGUUAAUUUUACCCUGGUAUGUGAAAACAUAGCGAAGUGCAAAGUGUUUGUUUAUAAUUGUCUUAAUACUUCUUGUGGAGUUUUUCAUACUUUACCUGUUAAGAAAGGCGAGGGGUUGCUGCAUGCAUGUAAUUUCUAUAGUUUGGCAUAAUACGACUGUAUCUUCAUCAUUGACGCUUUUGACCUGAUCCAUCCACUCCCUGAUCCAUCCAUCACGAUUCAAUGAUUGGAAUGCUCCGAUCGGUUUUCUUACAAUAGGUUUGGAAAUCCUGUUGUUCUCCAUUAUAUCUAUUGACAUAAUGUUAGCCUUUAUUCAAACGACUUAGAAAGGAGUAACCACACACAAAUUUCUCAAACGCACAACCUAAACUACUUCCCAAAUUAUUAGUUUCUUUAUGUUCCGCAUAUCAGUCAUGAUCAUGCAAUGCAUGAAUAGUUCAUCACAAAACUUUUUUUGUUUACAGACUCAUUCUCUUACCAGUGAAAUUCCAAUGGAUAGCACUCAUGAAAGGUGAGAAAUGUUAGAAUUAGAAAUUAAAUGUAAUGCAAUGUACGUGACACUAUAUCGUAGUGCACGUAUAGAUAGCGUUUAACUUUUUGUUUUAAAAUUUUAAAAAUUAUUUUAGACGCGUGAACAUGAAAUAUAUGUAUCACUGCGUAUUCCAGACAAUAAUAGAGGUCUGCUAGAGAUUACUGCAUCAAAAAAAUUCGCGGACGACGGGUAAUAAAUGCGUUCGUGUUCCUCUCGUGAACUAAAAAGAUGUUCAGUUCUACACAAUACCCACUUUACUAACCAACAUACGUAUUCAUUUCAUUCUGUGUUAGAAUUCCUACUUAAUAUUUUUUAAGUAUCCAUGAUGUCAAGGUAAAGAGACGUAACAUUUUGCGAGAAAAGUUACUGAAAUGGAAAAUUGUUGAGAACAACCAAGUCAUGCCAUUACCAAAGUGUGUUCCGCCGCCCUAUAUAACAAAAGUUAUCGAUGGAGAAACUCUUACUCAAGUUGCCAUGUCAAAAGGCAAGAUGAUCAGUAUAAUACAAUGA
This is a messenger RNA of Paramuricea clavata, 9009 nucleotides long. The record is from the annotation of a GenBank genome assembly. Lineage: Eukaryota; Metazoa; Cnidaria; Anthozoa; Malacalcyonacea; Plexauridae.